AUGGCUGAAUUAUCCUAUUUCGUAGAAGAUUUCUAUGAGAAGGUUGAAGAAUUAUUUAUAGAUUAUCGAACGAGACUUCGGGAAGAUUUAAAAAAAUGUUCUUCCUGUUUAACGGCCUCGUCAUCAGCUAUUCCAUCCGCGUCUAACAUCAAUGCUACGUGUGAAGUUCGCUUGCCUCAAAUUUCAUUGCCAAAAUGUAAUGGAAGUUAUGAGAAAUGGCAACCAUUUUUUGACUUAUUUUCCUCUCUAAUACAUAAUAAUUCAAAUCUAAGUCCAGUUCAAAAAUUACAUUAUCUUAAAAGUUGCUUGCAAGGAGAAGCACAUAACGUUCUACAAAAUCUUCCUAUCACGGACGCUAAUUAUUCCGAAGCGUGGCUGCAAUUGAUAAGACGAUAUAACAAUAAACGUUUUAACGUUAACGAAGUUUUGAAACGAUUGUUCGCCCAAAGAGCAUUACAUAACGAAUCGUCCACACUCAUCAAGGAUCUGCUAAACACAACUUCUUCAUGCUUAAAAUGUCUAGAGAACAUGAACAUUUCCACGGCUUCUUGGGACGCUAUAAUUAACUUUGUAGUCGUUUCCAAGCUAGACACAGAAUCCAAAAGGAUGUGGGAACUAGAGGUUUCAAGGAAGGAAGGAAUUUGUGUUGUUCUUGUGAUGUUCUAG
This is a messenger RNA of Leptosia nina, 666 nucleotides long. The record is from the annotation of a GenBank genome assembly. Lineage: Eukaryota; Metazoa; Arthropoda; Insecta; Lepidoptera; Pieridae.